AUGAGGCAGACACGGGACGGAUGUCUCCUCCUGGAGCUACCCAAAGGAAGCAGUUCAAUGAAAGCAGCCAAGACUAUUGCUUCAGCCAUGUCAAGCAAGCUUGGCGACUCCGUUGGGAAGGUGGUCCAGCUUGGGGUCCAGGUGGAAGUCGAAGUGCUGGACAUCGACGCAACCGCCACCGCCUCGGAGGUCCUGGAGGCGCUUCGCCACGCGAUUCCCGGUCAGGACGAUCCGGCAGCCAGGAUCGACAGGGACGUAGUCAGCGACUUCAGGAUAUGGGGCACCCGAUCCGGACAGCAGAUUGCGACGGCGAAAAUGCCCAGGAGCAUUGCCGCCAGCAUCGCCAGGGUCCCGAUCGGGUGGACCAUGUGCCGCGUCCGGCCGAGAACGCUGCCACCGGAGAGGUGUUUCAGGUGUCAGGCCUUCGGCCACAACUCCAGAUCCUGCACCGCGGAGGACAGGACGGGUGCCUGUUGGAAGUGCGGAGUGGCAGGACACUUAAUGAAGGACUGCGCCGAGGGUGACGACCGUUGCGUGGCCUGCGAAACCGCUGGUCUGCCGAAGGUCUCGCACAAACCAGGCUCCGGGGCGUGUGCCGCUAGAAGAAAGUCGGGAGCAGCCUAG
Molecule: messenger RNA, 624 nt
Organism: Acyrthosiphon pisum (pea aphid)
Lineage: Eukaryota; Metazoa; Arthropoda; Insecta; Hemiptera; Aphididae
Exons: 1
Coding region: 1-624 (207 amino acids)
Molecular function (GO): nucleic acid binding; zinc ion binding
Source: RefSeq, a predicted model, not a curated record